GCACACAGCACCUCGCCCGCGGAGGGUUGGCACGCCCGGCCGGGCCCCCGGCCCCCCCAGCUCCGCCCGCAGAUGGCCCAGCCGCAGGACCGGGACAGGGGCACCCGGCCCGUGCAGGAGGAUCUGCUCCUAGCUGCUGCCUAUGUGUAUGAUGCCCAGUAUAAUCGAAACAUCCCAUUUGAAACCACCCCUCAAGCCAUCAGACUUUACUAUUUUUACAACCACUGGACGAUGCAAGUAGCCACGUACUUCUUUAUUUUUGUAAACCUUUCCCUUGCUCUGUUUGAGGAACCUGCUGUGUACCCAUUACCUUUCUUGGCUACCUCAUUGGUAGAAUUGGUAUGUCUCUCUGCAUUCUUUGGGCGGCUUGUCCAGUUUGCAAAAGUCACUCCUCGCACGGUGUUUUGGAAAGACACCAAGAAUAUCUGCGUCAUGCUGACCAUGGUGCUGACCUUAAUUGACCUGAUUAUCUAUGCAGCUCUCAAAAUCUCUGGAAUCCACGGAAUUAGGUGGUCAAGAUGCCUACGACCAAUCUUCUUAAUAAACUUCCCCGAGAGUCGUCAGAUUCGAAGAGCCUUCCGAAGUAUCCGGAACACUUUGCCAGAGAUCCUCUAUGUCUUUCUCUUGUUUAUGUUCAGUGUAUUGAUGUUUUCACUCAUGGCUUUGAAGCUGUUUGAGGAUAGGAAUAUUAAAACCGUGGACGGGUUGCCUUACUUCACAAACUACCUCGAGAUAGUGUUCGAUCUGUACGUGUUGGUGACGACGGCCAACAGCCCAGAUGUCAUGAUGCCUGCAUAUGACUUAAAUUGGUGGUUUUCCAUCUUUUUUAUAAUCUAUGUCAUUAUCAACACCUACAUCUUCAUGUCUGUUUUCCUAGCUGUGGUAUACAACAAUUACAGGAAGCAUUUAAAGAAUGAGAUCCGCAAACUGGCUUACAUGAAACGCCACAAAAUGAUAGAGGCGUUCAACAUCCUCAAGGCCAAGGAGGGCACAGAAUUUGUGGUCAAAGAAAGUCAUUGGAAACAGUUAGUAGAGAUAGUGGCCCCAGAUAUCAGCAAAUCCCACCAAGACUUACUGUUGAGAAUAUCCGAUGAUGAACAGAAGGGACACGUGGACAAAAAAUGUUUUUUACGCCUGGCUGACCUCCUGAACAUCCAAGUGGUUACCAUGAAAAUUAAACGCCAUCCCCUGGCCGUGUGGAUGCCCCGGGUGUAUGAUUCCAAAGGAAGUCUUUUUAUUCGCAAGGUGGUGCGAGACAAGAUGUUCAUCUGGGUUUAUGAUGUGAUAAUUCUGUUAAACGCUAUAUUCAUUGCUUUGGAUGAGAAGAAUCAAUUGAUUUCCUAUGCCGAAUGGGUAUUCCUCUCUCUUUAUAUCAUUGAAAUUCUUCUGAAACUUUACACCUAUGAACCCAGGAUGUUUUUUGGAAGGACCCAGUUUUGGAAUUGGUUUGAUGCUUUGAUCAUCAUUGCUGCCCUGAUUGCCACAAUCGUCAAUACGACUAUUAAAUCAACUACUUACAACAGCCAGCAAAUCUUGGACAUCGUCUUUAUCUUGAGGGUUCUCCGGCUCAUCAGGAUCAUUGACAGCAUUCAGAGAUUCCGGGUCAUUGUGAAUAUCCUAAUUAAUAUUGUGCCUACCAUGCUGACCUUUGGAGGACUCGUUUUGGUGGUAUACUAUAUAUUUGCUAUCGUCGGCAUGGAGCUGUUCCGAGGCAAAAUCCAGUUCUUCGAUAGGAACAGCACCGCUCUUCAUGCCCUAGAAUGUGGGAACCCGGCCUUGAAAGGAUCAGUGUUCGCCAGAGACCGAUACUGUAAUAAUAACUUCAAUAACCUGGCCUCCUCGUUCAUCGUCCUGAUGGAGCUCACCGUGGUCAACCAGUGGCAUGUCAUCGCCGAAGGCUUUGCCCUGGUGACUCAUCAGGUUGCAAAGUUAUACUUCAUCGCCUUCCACAUUGUGGUGGUCAUCCUGAUUGUUAACAUUUUCAUUGCAUUCAUUUUGGAAGCUUUCUUUGUGGAGUAUUCGUUAGAAAAAAGUGAAGUUGAAACAUCAAUCGAGAAGAAAAUCCAAGAGCUUGGGGUCGGAAUCCAGGAAGAGGACAUGCCGGAUGGGAAGCUGAUAGACAACAUGGAAACCAAUGACAACAAUCUCGGUGAGACAGUUGAAACAAAAAAAACGUUGUCGAAAGGGCUGCUCUUCAGAAUUGCUUCAAAAAGGUACCGGACAGUCGAUGCACUGUUACAGCGGAUGUUUGAGUCCGAGAUCCCCCCGGAAGAUGAAGGCCCUUCUCUAGAUGAAAUCUUGAACUUUUCCCCUCAGGAUGUGUAUCCGAAAAACCCGACCUUCGACAGUGCUGCCUAAGGCCAAGGGGGCCCACCAUGGGGAAGCAACUGGAAAUAGGAGCUCUGUGUGUGUGUGUGUGUGUGUUUGUGUGAGUUUGGGUGUUGCCCUGCAGAAGGGUCGGAUUGUGUGUAACUUGGUUGAGUCUCAUUUGCCUUCUGGCUUUGGCUCACUGGAGAAGUAUUUACAAGCCACUAUUUUUCAAAAAAUCUGGAUCAAACUGGUUCUAUAAGGGUCGAAAUCAGACCACACUUCUUAUCCAGGGGAAGACCUUUAAACUGUGGAAAUCUGUUCUGUGCAAAGUUUGGAAAAUCAGUGGGGAGAUAUUUUUUUCUAAGGGACCUAGAGAAUCUCAUUUCACCGUGUACAUAAAACCCUAACCGUUUGUUUUUUUACUCUGAUCUGGGAUGCCAUUCCAUACCACUAAAUGCCAGGCUCAGUGGUCUCCCAAUGAAGUUGUUAAAAACUAUAUUAAGUAUAUAUAAUGGGAUAUUUUCUACUAUAGGAACUUUUAUACCCAUCGUUUAGCAUCCAUGAUGGAAACAGUGAUUGUGGAAAUAAAGUUAUGGAAAGAUUGCAUCGUGAU
Molecule: messenger RNA, 2923 nt
Organism: Ornithorhynchus anatinus (platypus)
Lineage: Eukaryota; Metazoa; Chordata; Mammalia; Monotremata; Ornithorhynchidae
Product: two pore calcium channel protein 1-like
Exons: 19
Coding region: 73-2358 (761 amino acids)
Biological process (GO): monoatomic ion transport; transmembrane transport
Cellular component (GO): membrane
Molecular function (GO): monoatomic ion channel activity
Source: RefSeq, a predicted model, not a curated record